AUGGAGGAACAGCUGAAGGAAGACGAGGCCGAGGUCGCAGAGCACUGGUUCUCUAAGUGGGAGCGUCAAUGCCUGAACACAGCCGAGCAGGAAGAGCAGCUGCCUCCCGAGAUACGAGACAAGGAGGACGAGGAGGCGGUAGGGCCCAAGAGCGAGCAGCAGAAGCUGUGGCACCUCUUCCAGAUCUCUGCCACGUCCGUGGCCCAGCUCUACAGGGGUUCGGGGUACCCACAGCCAGAACUCUCCAUGUGGGACCCCUUCCAGAGCGCGGCCAUGGCUGUGACCAGCCUCUACAAAGAGAGUGGGAAGGCCCACCAACGAAGUUUUGACCUGGGCGUACAGGUUGGCUACCAGCGUCGUAUCAAAGAUGUUCUGGAUUGGGUGAAGAAGGGCCGAAGCACUAUUCACCGCGAAGAUCUGAUUAGCUUCCUGUGUGGAAAAGUGCCCCCAGCUCCUCCACCACAGCAUACCCCCAGGACUGCCCCGAAGCCUCCUGCUGGGGCCUCCAGCCAAGCUGCCGCCACUGAAUCCAGCUCGUCGGUAGACGUCGACUUGCAGCCCUUCCAUGAGGCCAUCGCCCUGCACGGCCUCAGUGGUGCCAUGGCGACCAUCAGUGUGCAAUCUGGCCCACCCAGCUCCCCACCUCAAGCCAGUGGUGUUUCCAGCAGUGUCACUAGCGCUGGUCUCCAGAGAAGUAGCAUCCUUGAGGACGACUUGAACUCCAGCGACUCAGAAGAUCUGCCCCUCCACCUGGCCAGUGGGGGGUCCCGCAAACGCACCUUGGCCCAGUGCGGUGAAGGCGUCUCGGACUCCCCAACCCACAAGCGCAACCGAAUGGUCUAA
This is a messenger RNA of Pteronotus mesoamericanus, 843 nucleotides long. RefSeq names its product HUWE1 associated protein modifying stress responses 2 (gene HAPSTR2). The transcript has 2 exons. The coding region runs from base 1 to 843 and encodes 280 amino acids. Lineage: Eukaryota; Metazoa; Chordata; Mammalia; Chiroptera; Mormoopidae. The record is from RefSeq and is a predicted model, not a curated record.